This is a messenger RNA of Dissoconium aciculare CBS 342.82, 5136 nucleotides long. RefSeq lists its product as uncharacterized. The transcript has 2 exons. The coding region runs from base 85 to 4800 and encodes 1571 amino acids. Gene Ontology annotation, cellular component: cytosol. Gene Ontology annotation, biological process: tRNA methylation. The record is from RefSeq and is a predicted model, not a curated record. NCBI's taxonomy places the organism in Eukaryota, Fungi, Ascomycota, Dothideomycetes, Mycosphaerellales, Dissoconiaceae.
UCUCGCUCAGGCUUCAGCGAUCCUUGAUACAAGGACUUGACAAUUCAUAGUCACGAGAACUUUGAGUAGUUCGGAAUUGAAGUCAUGGACCGAAGCAGCGCAGGUGCAUUGCUAGAAGAGGAUCAGCUCCGGCGGAUAUCCCGGUCUAUUCGUCAAUACAUUCCUUGCUCACAGGAAAAUCAGGCCCUCGAUAAUGAAGAAAUCAUAGCAUUCAAAAUUCUCCUUGAUUCUGUUCUCCUUACCAGCGACUCUGCUGGGCUUAGCCCUUCGCAUCGAGUCGCAGCAUGGAAUACAUUAUGUUGCGUGAUCGAUCAGUCCCUAGAGGCUCACGCUCCAGUAAUCGUUCAAGAAAUCAUAUGGGAUGAUGCCUGGGAUCGUGCUACUGUAAUAUAUCUCAACCGAGCGCCAAGUGCCAGGCCAAAAUCUAUGAAGCAGCUUCUCACGACCUUGACCAAUGCUUUACGGAAGUCUCGGGGUGACAAGCUCGACAUUCGCAAGCAGGCCAUCCUAAGACCACUUCUGAGCGGCCUCACAACACAUGGAGAAUCUCAAAAGGCAAAGUCCUGCGCACAACUUCUCGGCAGUCUACUCAGCAGAGAAGUCGUCGGCAUACAAGAGCUACUAAACAUGUAUAGCGAACAACCUGAAGCAGGUCGGGCCACCAAUAAUAGGGUACUUUUUCAACAGUUUCUACGAGAGCUGUUCCAAUGGCUGAGUGAUGGUGAUUUUGGAGCAACGGUCGCGCAACUUGCCUCAACUCUGGUGGACAAAUACGAGUCUGUCGAUGAUGAACCCAAUCCAAACCCCACUGAAGUUCUUUGGAGCGGGCCAUUGAAUGACGCAUUGAUAUGCGGCACUGUCAAGACCGAUGACCUCAAAGCACAUAUCUUACCAGUGUUGUUCAAGCGCAGAUUCUCUGACUUCGUUUUGUUUCUGGAGAGCCAUGGGCUGCGAAGCCUUUGGAAUGACAUUCGGCUUGCUGAGAGUAAGUCUGCAUCGAUGGACCGCAAGGACGAACAUGAUCUGCUUUAUGCGGCUUUGCAAGCCGGUAAGGAGAUAGGUUUCUUAUGUGAGACAGAGCACGAUCAAGUAAUCCAGACUCAAACUACCUUUUCCAUUCCUGUGGACAUUAUGGGCAGACUACUUGUGCGGAGCUCUCGAAAUGCGCGAAUAACCGGCCUUACAUGCCUCAUUGCAUCUCACACAGCCACAAGACCAUUCUCAUUGAUGGCUUUGGGUCUCAUAAAACGUCAUAUCGGCAAUUUUUUCGCCGAUCCCGAUGCGGACUUUCGCAGCGUCGUCUUCAGCAUGUUUCAGAAGCUCAUCGACCGUAUUCGAGCGAUUACGGCGGCGCUAUCACGCCAAGCUUCGCCAAAGGUGCUUGCUCCUAACAUGAAAGUCUCGCCAAACGAAGUCUUGCAAUCACAUCGCGAGUUUGUUCGGUGGUUUAGUGUGUUCUUGACUCGGGAUCUCAGGCCAACCGCAAGCUAUCAGCGGCAUAUCUCAGCAUUGAAAUGUCUUUCGAUUCUAGCGAGAUCGGGCGUAGACACAGGACUGCCUUUGGGCCUUUUGUCCAAAAGCGCACUUGGGGAAACCAAAUGGCCAUUCUCGAUGACAAUAUUCUCCAAAGAUUUGCGACGGAGGUUGAUCGAUCUUCUGUUGGAUCCCUUUGAAGAUGUACGUCAGACUGCCUCUUCGAUCUUAGGUCUCUACUGUGCCAUGCAAGCCGACAACCCAUCCCAAGAUUUCCGACAGGAGGUCGAAAGUGUCCUUAGUCGAGCUGAGACAACAAUGCUUCUCACGGGGCGUGCAGAUCAUGCGGAUGGAGUCGCGCACCUUUACGGUCUCAAAGCACGCUGUGGCAGAAGCCGAUUUUCCGACCAGGUUUCGGACACUGCACCGGCGCAAGCUGUGCUCCAAUCUUUGAUCAGACAGCUGAAUGAGAUGCUAUUAUCUGCUCGACAAGACCUUGCGCAGGCCGUGGCAAGAUAUCCUCUUCAUGGAAUCCUCACAAGUCUGCGAUAUGUUCUGGUACAAAGCUCGGCAUCCGAGAUGACUGAAUUUUGCGUCCAGGUCCAAGACCCCAUGAGUCAGGUUUGGGAAGUGGUGAAGCCAAUCUUGUGCAACGAUGCCCCCGAGGGCUACUUGCCUGAAGACUUUGAAGAAAGCAUAGAUUCAAGUAAGCAGACGCUGAGCUAUUGUUGGCGUGCUCUCAAAGAAGCCAGUCUACUCAUGGGGACGCUCAUAUCUCUUGUGCAAGAUAACAUGUUGUUAGAGCGCAUGGCACAACUAUGCUUCACGCAAUUGGCCGAGCUUCGACACAGAGGAGCCUUCUCGACUGUAGCGCAGACAUGGGCAUCGAUCUGCACCAGAUGCAGUGCCAUAAAUUCGUCGAACGGGAUCUCAUUACUGGAGAAAUGGUAUGGGGAUAUUCUCGGAAUGCUCCGUAACAACAUUACUAUCAAUACUCGGAGAUCAGCAGGUCUUCCUUCACUCCUGUGCGGCAUAUUGAUUGCAGAUACCUCGAGAAGCUUUGUUCACCGAGCGUUUACGGAUUUGCAGACCAUCGCGAAGGCUCCAGUCAUUGCAGCGGCAGAUGAGGAGGGGAGUCUUGCCCAAGUGCAUGCUAUGAAUUGCAUCAAAGACAUCAUGAAAAAUACUCGACUCGGCGAGCACUCUGAAAGGCACAUCUCUCCCACAAUGCGACUGGCUGCAACAGCUUUACAGUCGAGUGUAUGGGCGAUCAGGAAUUGCGGACUGAUGCUCUUCCGUGCUGUGAUCGACCGCCUGCUCGGGACGAGUGAAGCCCAUCUCGACGAAUCGACUGAGCUCGCGAAACAAAUUUUUCUAGCGGAACAGCCUGAGGUGCUUGCUGUCCUGAUGGGAAUCCUUCACGAUUCAGCCGAGGGUAUCGAUCAAGGCUCAUCGAGAUAUGAAGGGGUGUUUCCCAGUUUGCAGCUCGUGCAACAAUCGCGCAUACCGGAAGAUGCUCGUAAUCAGAUCAAAGAUGAUGUUGUCGCAUUGACCGCGAGCCCUCGAUGGCAUGUUCGGGACAAGGCUGCAAGGACGUAUGCUUCUCUCGUUGACUUGUCUGAGGCGGCUUGGGAGUCAGUCGUCUUGAUCGAGACGGGCACAAGCUCACACAACGCUUUUCACGGCAGGCUGAUUGCAGCACGAUAUAUCAUGGCGCAAUUAAGCCUAGCACUUCGAAAGGAUUCAUCAAAUCCUGGUACAACGAUCCCUUCGAUACCGAAAUUCGUGCGCAACGAUCUUGACUACCUCUAUGAACUGGCCUCUCGUUCGUACAAAACAGCGACUUGUGGCUCGAUCCAGGCAGCAUCCAUUGACUUGUUGAGAGAAUUACUGAGAGUUUCAAUCGUACUGCAUCAAGAUAUCACGACAACGGCUUUGCCUGUUCACACGAAUGUAGUCAAGUUCAUCGACAUUGCGAAGGAACUUGCAUCCGAGCCGCUUAAAGCGGCGUCUGCUGCAGGUGUGAGACAGGCUUUGGCACGCUUCGCAGCCGUGCAAGUAUGCUAUACGGCUGUCAAUGUCUCUCAACUUUGCAACGCCGUCACAGAGCUCACCAAACAUGAUCAAGAUGCUGUGGCAUACUUCCUAGAGGCAGUCAAGGAAUUUCUCAGCAGUCCUGACGUAAAGAACGCUGAGUACAUUGUCCAAAUUUGCGGCCAGAUUCUCGGCGGAUCAUCAACCAACAAUUUAAAAUGUGCCGCUCAGGAAGUGCUCCUACAUCCUUACCUUUGCGAAACGUCACCAGAUGCACUGGCCCUCAUCAGCGGUUUAUCAUCACAGAAUGUGCUGCCAACUCAGCGUUUUGCCGAUCAAGAGCUUGAACUACGGACCAUUCGCUUAAAUCUCGUGCCCAGCAAUACCACUGUUGAUAGCAGUGGUCAUACUCUGCACAGUGUCCGACUCUGGGCCGAUGACUGCAAUCAUGCUGUUGCCGGGAAUGGGGUCCAUUCACGACAAGCAGCAGCGCUUGCUCUGCAACGAGUAGGUCGCGGAUGGAUCCUCUUGAGCUCUGAGCCUAGCUUGGAUACACAUUUCCGCCAUUUGUGCCUUGCAAUCUACGACCUGCUGAAUGACGACGACGAAGAUGUCCGGAUUGCAGCUUCUCGCACAGCCGUCCAAAUACUGCUCACGACCGACACUCAAACACAGAACGUGUCUGAUCUCGAACCUAUCACCGCAUCACAAAGACUUCUCAGCUUUUUGAUCCGCCGCUGGGCCCGAUCGCAGGACUUCUUCCGAGAGGCCUUCACGAGAGUCUUUGUGAAUUUAGAGCCGGUCACCGAACAAAUCACUCGUCAUUCUCAGACCGACCAGGCGCUCUUUGUAGAAGAAAAACAGAAUCUCUACAUCGACGAUGCCCGGGAGAUUGCCGUUUGGUCGCAAGUGGUGAUGAAGCUAUCAUGGCCCGAAGCAGUGGACCAAACCCUGGCCAAAGGGCUGGGCGCAUGGGCAGAGCAGGGGAUACCGUCAUUGCGAAGAGAUGGCACGGCACUGGUGGCCAAAGCGGAGACUUUCACUCUCGGCCUGUCGGUCAUUUAUGGCGCGGAGAUCUUACUUCGAUUGAGUGCGGCCGGCAUAUCUCCCGUUCGCCCUUCGGAGAUUCGGGCCACACUGAUCUCAUGGAUCAGUGAGCUUGACAAGAGCGGUGAUUCUGGCACGUGGAGGAGCGAACUCGAGAGAGUGCUGCAGCAAUCUCUGCGCUUGAAAUUGGGCAAGUUGAACUCGGUGCUCGAAGACGUGCUGGCACAACAUGAGCCGACGAUCUGAAAGUGCAUACAUAGACGUCAUCGCCAUUGUCACAUCGCACAGAUAAUUCAUGCCACACAUGACAAAGGGUAAAUGCAAUUCGUUUCUGCACAUGUGGUCCUGUUCACAAUCCCAUAGCUGCCUCAUUCUAUUUUUCUAUUUCCCAUAUCGCGUAAACGCCUCACCCUCGUGCCGCUGGUUGCGGCAGUAAACGCCAGCCAAAUCCAAUGUCAUGUCCUGUGAAUCCGGUGUUCACCCGGGUAUGUAGUAUCAUAAACUAACAAAAAGCUCGCGGCAGCCUCGGGCGCCUUCCACGAACAAAGCAAAAGUUCCCCUCCGGCGGUUUUACCACGCGAU